Messenger RNA from Mesorhabditis spiculigera, 240 nucleotides. The record is from the annotation of a GenBank genome assembly. Lineage: Eukaryota; Metazoa; Nematoda; Chromadorea; Rhabditida; Rhabditidae.
AUGGCGGCUGCGCCGGCGAUGAGGGACAGCGGCAGUCGUGCCCGCAGCACCAUUUGUGAGAUGCCCAGUUCGACGCGCCUCGUCCUGGAGGAGAUCAGCAACUGCGUCCAUGCUCACUCGGAGGACCUAUUUGGUGCGAAGGCAACAUCGCACAAGAGGGCGUUCGACGACCAUCAUGCUACGCUGGGCGACGCAAUGCGCCAUAUCUUCAUCAGCGGCAGGGAUUCGUGCGCGCUCAUC